CUCACUCCCUCCUACCAAUCAGUCCUUCUUGCCAGAGAGCCUACCCACAAUGGCUCGGACCAAGACGCAGCAGAGCCCAGCCUCGGCUUCAAAGGCUUCCACAUCGAAGCUACCAGCUGCAGCACCGCAGCAGCCGCGGACCAUUGCCGGCUUCCACAUCCUCCCGCUUUCCAUUCCCACCUCCUCUGUCGCCUCCUCCUCUUCGUCUUCCUCUUCCUCACCCACACAGCAUUACCUAUACCUCCGUCCACAUGAAGUGACGUCUUCCAAGGACACUCUUCCCAAAGGCCGGACUCUGUUCCUUGUGAAUCUGCCUGUAGAUACAACAGAGGGUCAUCUGCGUUCCCUGUUCGAAAAGGCAGGUCGGGUGGAGGAGGUCCGCUUCAGGAGAAGGAGAGGCGGGAGCAGUACGCGGGAGCAAGAGCUGGACGCCCUGACGGCAGGAGAAGGAAGUGAAGACGAUGACAAUGAAGAAGGCGCAGACGGCAUGGCAUUGGACGGGGCUGCCGCCGCGUCAAAGACUGCUAUGACGGCGGCGGAAGAGAAGAAGGCCAAGUACAAGAACACGAAAAAGCCUACUGGUCCUCAAGCGCCUGCUCUGCACUCCCUUCCCCUCCUCGACCCACGUAAGGAUGCUGUCUUUCUCGAGACGGGCUCUAGCGCUCAUGUCGUCUUCCUCGAAGAGACGAGUGUCAAGCGCGCUCUGGCCCUCUCGGCAGAAGGAAAGCCUCGCAAGUGGGUGGAUCCACAGGUACAGCUGCUGCGCUCGGCGCAGAAGGAGGCUCAAGGGAAUGAUGAUGAGGGCGGUGAAGAGGACGGCUAUGGAGCACGCAGAAAGUCUCGUCCUUCCACUGCGCGAGAAGCAAAGUUGGCAUCUGUAGUGCAAAAGCCGCCCGCACCUACAGGCCUGGCCUACUUCCUCCAGUCGUACGACUCCCACCAUCCAUCCCUGGCAGAGGUGAAGCGACAUGCAGACUCCGUCGUGAAGCGGUACACCUUCUUCCGCUCCCAUCCUCAGCUGGAUCCAGAGCGUCAAUCUUCCAGUGGCGGGCUAGGAGCUAGAGUGGGCGAAGGAGGUAUCAAGAUUGCCAGCUAUGGACCAGGUGGAGAGCCAUUGGAUGAAGACGGCUUCACCAUUGUUCUCCCCGGCGGAAAGUACGGAAAAUCCCUUGGAGCGCCUGGUACAGCAGGCGAAGGUGGUGUGGAUCAACCCUCUUCUUCUUCAGUCCGUUUCGCCCGUCAGUCCCAAAUGGACAUGGCCGCUCUGGCACUAAAAGCUCGUAAGCAGGAGCAAGCUUCAGAAGGACUCGAGGACUUCUAUCGCUUCCAAAAUCGUGAGAGACGUAAAGAGAAAUUGGCAGAGAUGAGGAGACAAUUUGAAGAGGAUAGGGAAAAGGUAGAGGAAAUGAAGAAGAAGGGUGGCGCGGGAUCAAGAAGGUUCAAGCCUUACUAGAGCCUAGAGUGUCGUGCGCAGCUUAGAGAGGGAAAUGCUAUCAUCAUCGCAUAGUCAGAACUGCCGAGAAGAGGGUAUAUGAUUUGUGUCGACACGGACAACACAGCGUCAAUGGGAAGUGAGAGCUGGUGUCGCAAGAAGGACUGGACCCGGUCAUCGCCUUCCCGCUCCCAGUGGGCUCUGGUCAUGACAAUCCUGGCCCCUGAGUGUCCCCAUUUGCAUCGUGAAUCUCCGCUGCUACUGUAUCUCGUCUGUCCUCUUCCUCUCCCUCUCGAUCCUCCUCAUCAUCGAUGUCAUCUUCGCUCUCCUCUUCUUCCUCAGUGGCCACGCCUCUCCUCCUACGUCUCCUACUCCUCAUCCGACUCCUCCCCGCCGCU
Messenger RNA from Microstroma glucosiphilum, 1830 nucleotides. RefSeq lists its product as hypothetical. The transcript has a single exon. Gene Ontology annotation, cellular component: CURI complex; UTP-C complex. The record is from RefSeq and is a predicted model, not a curated record. Gene Ontology annotation, biological process: rRNA processing; ribosomal small subunit assembly. NCBI's taxonomy places the organism in Eukaryota, Fungi, Basidiomycota, Exobasidiomycetes, Microstromatales, Microstromataceae. Bases 50 to 1453 code for a protein of 467 amino acids. Gene Ontology annotation, molecular function: RNA binding.